AUGCUUAAAUCGUAUAAGAAUGCAGAACAAGAAACUGAAGCGUAUUCGGAAUGUCAUACCAGAAGUGCUCAGAGGGUGUUGAAAGCUUUGCUUGCAAAUGGAGGCGUUUUCAUCAAAAUGGGCCAACAUAUCGCGUCUUUGGUGGUCCUACCCGUUGAGUGGACAAGUACAAUGAAGGUGUUACAAGACAAAUGUGAACCCACACAAUACGAAGCACUGGAGGCACUUUUUCUUAGCGACAUGGGGGAACCUAUCUCAGAAAUUUUUGAUGACUUUGACCCAGAACCGAUUGGUGUAGCCAGCUUGGCACAGGUGCAUAUAGGACGACAUAAAGCAUCAGGAAAAACUGUUGCAGUGAAGCAUCCUCAUUUGGCAGAGUUUUGCGAUGUCGACAUGGAAAUGGUCGAUGCUACUCUUGGAUGGAUCAAGUACUGGUUUCCGGAUUUCGAAUUUACCUGGUUAGGGGAAGAGAUGAGGACCAAUCUGCCUAAGGAAAUGGACUUUGUUCAUGAAGCAAACAAUGCUGCUCGAACGAAAGUCGAAUUUGCAUGUGUGCGGACUUCUUUGUAUAUCCCUGAAGUAGUUCUGGCAACGAAAAGGGUAUUAAUCAUGGAAUACAUAAAAGGAGGACGCGUAGAUGAUUUGAAAUAUCUUUCUGCUUGUGAUAUCGACCGCAACAAGGUGGCUGUUGAACUCUCUAGGAUAUUCAAUCAAAUGGUGUUUGUCAAUGGGUGGUUUCAUGCGGAUCCCCACCCUGGGAAUUUGUUGAUUAGACCGAAGGUUGCAGGUUCCAAAUCCCCGUACAACUUCGAAAUUGUCCUCUUGGAUCACGGUCUCUACUUCGAUAUGGAAUCAAAACUGCGCGUGAACUACAGUAAACUUUGGCUAUCGCUAAUGGCGCCGGCUUCUGAAUCUACCAUUUCUGACCGACGGAAACUUGCAGAGCUAGUGGGCAACAUUGGUCCUGACUUGUACCCUGUGUUUGAGGCAGCUUUGACCGGUAGGGUGGCAUUGGAGGGGAGCUGGGAUGAACAGAAUGAUGUCUCCUUUCAACGGGCAUCCAGUUUAAUCGACAUGGUCCCACAAACAGAAGAAGAAAAGGAUGCCAUCCGAGCCGCUGUUAUGCAAAAAGAGGGUGUAUUGCUAUCUGUUUUUGAUGUCCUGCGGCGCAUUCCAAGGAGAGUGCUCAUGGUCCUGAAACUCAACGAUUUGACAAGGAGCCUUGACCAUGCUCUAAAGACAACUCAUUCAAACGUUCGGAUAUUCCUUGUGACUGCCAAGUAUUGUAGCGCUGGUCUCUUGUCUCUGAGUCUCCUUACGGACUAUUUUUCGUGUUGGUGGAGAUAUCAGCGUGCCUACUUGGAAUUGUCUAUGGUAGAGUCGCUGAUGGAUCUUCAGGCGUAUUACAAGAGACAAAAAGCGUGGUUUUAUGGCUUAUGGCGGAGAGGUCUUAGAGGGGCACACGACGCAUCAUUUGGAUUACCAUAUUCCUUCAAUUCAGAUAAUUCAAUAGUACAACAUCAGCAUUAA
Molecule: messenger RNA, 1530 nt
Organism: Psilocybe cubensis
Lineage: Eukaryota; Fungi; Basidiomycota; Agaricomycetes; Agaricales; Agrocybaceae
Product: ABC1 family protein MCP2-like protein
Exons: 12
Coding region: 1-1530 (509 amino acids)
Biological process (GO): mitochondrion organization; lipid homeostasis
Cellular component (GO): mitochondrial inner membrane
Source: RefSeq, a predicted model, not a curated record